UUGAACCGGGUGAUAUGAUGAAAUUCGCUAAUUCGGACACGACGACAAUGUCGUUGCGGCAUGGUGAACAAUAUGAAAAUUGUUCGGAGCUGCUUAUCGAGCCAGGUAUGACAUCGCUCGAAGAAUUGGACCCGGCUAUCCUGAGCUGCGGUUUGCCGGCCAUCGUACUGAACGAGGAAGAUUUGGCAACAUCAACGACAACGGCGACGGCGACGCAAAACCCGAUUCAUCCGUCGUCCCUGAUGGGUUCCUUCAAUGUUGCUGCCGCCACCGCCGCCAACGUGAUCCGCUACACGGUCGCCCAUUUGCUGGCCCUUAGAAAGAGCCCGUUUUCUCAUCGACGCCCGGCCGCAAUCGACGAUCCGCGCACGGGACAGUACCCGAUAUGGAGCCGUACCGGUUUUACUCAGCAGCAGGACACUCGGGUACGCCGGGCGAGCCGUGGUGGUAGCGACGACGAGCAUCUGGCUUACGGUCGCAAACCAAACGAUCGACAACGGGACAAUGGCUUCAAUCCGCCAAGAUUUCGACGUAAUCAUGAGUUUAGCAACCGGAACCAUCACGUGAUAGUGAAAAGCUACAAUACGGGUGACCCUUCCGGACAUGGCAGUGCGAUGCGUCUGCAGGAUACGAUCAUCGAGGAGGAACCGGAAUGGGUUGUCGGUGGUCCCACUUCCCGUCUGGAUACGAUCGAAUUGCGUGGCUUCGAUGAGGAUGUAAGUCGCACGGUAUCGGAAUCGUUGAAGGCAUCGCCGCCGUGUGGCAAACAGCGGGGAGCUUUCUUUGACGAGCUGCUCCACUACGAGCACGUUCACCCGAAGCAUCAUGGUGGUGCGAAACACGACACUUCCGGUAGUGCCGGCGAAGGUGAGAGUGUGUCCACCUCGAACAAUGGUUCUCCACCACCGGCUCGCAGUACACCGACCAAGAGUGGUCCGGCGGAUAUGAACCACAACGGCGGCGGACAUGGUCGUAAGCUGUCCGGGAUGGCCGCCGGAUGUUCGUCUUCCGGUGGUGGUGGGGGAGUAAACGUAUCCAACUUUGAGGAAUUGAUGAAGUUUGAUUCGAUUCUCGGCGAUUCGGGUGAUUCGUCUAGUUCCCGGUUCAGUAAAUACUAUCACCGUGGGAACGGUGGUGUUGCAUCGGGCAGUGGUAUUGGUGGACAACAUCAUUAUCAGAACCAUCACUCGCAACAUUCCCAACAUCACGUCCGUUUUGCACUCGAACGGAACACUCAUCACUACAACAGUGCACCAUCGCAACACCAGAACCGGCAGGCCGGUUCAGGUCGACUGCCAAUUUCGGCACUCCAACAUCCGCCCGCCGGUGUUGAAUCGUACCAGCCGGGCGCUUCCGGAUCAUCCGGCUUACCAACCACCGGUGAUGCAAAGUCCUUCCAGCGACUGCUUGAAAUGUUGGCCGCCCAAAACCAACGCAAUUAUCAGCAGCAACAGCAACAGUACCUGCUGCAGCUGCUCCAAAACUGUCAGGAAACGGAAACGCUCCGUCAGAUGUUGCUGAAGAAAUGUUCGCUGGAAAAUGCGGCCACCAACCAGCCAGGUGGUCAACAGCAAAGCCAACGCAUUCCAACGCAAGCCGAACUGCAGCAACACACGCAAACGAUCAUGAAGCAGGCGCUGCUGCGCAAGAAGAUCGCCGAACAGAGCCGGUACAUGCUGGAGCAACGAAACGGUCAGGAAGCGAUACCGGCCGUUCAGCAGCUGAUACAAUCGAUCUGCCCGAACGCACAGCGCAGUCUGUCCGUGCUGGCCGGCAAUAAUGGACCGGAAGGUAGAAACGAUCUUGGAGCUGUCGGCGGCGGGACCAUGUUUGCUGGCGCGAACCGUGGAGGUCAAAUGAGACAUUCGAACAGACGUUACUAG
Molecule: messenger RNA, 1883 nt
Organism: Anopheles maculipalpis
Lineage: Eukaryota; Metazoa; Arthropoda; Insecta; Diptera; Culicidae
Product: protein cup-like
Exons: 3
Coding region: 15-1883 (622 amino acids)
Biological process (GO): negative regulation of translation
Cellular component (GO): cytoplasm; nucleus
Molecular function (GO): mRNA binding
Source: RefSeq, a predicted model, not a curated record